Messenger RNA from Amblyraja radiata (thorny skate), 1271 nucleotides. Its product is annotated as gastrula zinc finger protein XlCGF17.1-like. The record is from RefSeq and is a predicted model, not a curated record. NCBI's taxonomy places the organism in Eukaryota, Metazoa, Chordata, Chondrichthyes, Rajiformes, Rajidae. Gene Ontology annotation, cellular component: nucleus. Bases 141 to 1271 code for a protein of 376 amino acids. Gene Ontology annotation, biological process: regulation of gene expression. The transcript has 3 exons.
GCGGCGCGCACGUCAGGGCGGAGGGCGCGCGACCCCGGGCGGGCGAGCGGACGAGCGGCUCGACGGGGUUACCGGAUGCUCGGCGCCCCCAGGGUUUAGGAGCCAUUACCGUGGACGGAGAGACGGGGACGUGAGCGGCCAUGGAGGGCGGCCUGAUUGCCGGAGACCCCCACAUCUGCUCGGUGUGCGGGCUGAGCUUCGAGGGGCUGGCGGCAGUGGAGGACCACAUGGCGGGGCACAACAAGGAGAAGCGUUAUGAGUGCGACGUGUGUGGCAAGACCUGGCUGUACCCGUGCCUGCUGGAGACCCACAGGCGGGUGCACACAGGAGAACGCCCCUUUGCCUGCUCGGAGUGCGGGAAGGGCUUCACCCGCUACGACAGCCUGCUGCGGCACUACCGCGUGCACUCCGGCGAGAGGCCCUUCGGCUGCUCCGACUGUGGCAAGGGCUUCAAGACGGCGCAGGACCUGAAGAUCCACCAGCGGGUGCACACGGGCGAGAAGCCCUUUGGCUGCUCCACCUGCGGCAAGAGCUUUGCCCAGUCGUCGGGGCUGCUGCGUCACCGGCGGGUGCACAGCGGUGAGCGGCCCUUCACCUGCUCCGACUGCGGAAAAGGCUUCAAGACGUCGCCAGACCUGAAGGUGCAUUGGCGCCUGCACACCGGGGAGCGGCCCUACACCUGCAGCGACUGCGGCAAGGGCUUCACCCGCUCCAACAGCCUGCUGGAGCACCAGCGCACCCACACCGGCGAGCGCCCCUUCACCUGCGCCCAGCUGUGUGGCGAGCGUUUUGCCCGCUCCUCCGGCCUGCUGGCACACCGGCGGCUGCACGCCGGUGAGCGCCCGUAUUCCUGCACCGACUGCGGCAAGGCCUUUGCCCGCUCGUCGGGGCUCUUGCUGCACAGGUGCGCUCACGGCAGCGAGAGACCAUUCGCCCGCGGCAAGGCCUUCGGCCGCCCCCUGCUGGCGCGCCGCCGUGCACACCCAUGCCCCGAGUGCAGCCAGGUGUUCGGACGUCCCUCAGCGCUCCGGGCUCACCGGGCCACGCACGGCGGGGAGGCAGCGCCGGACGACGCCGGCGGUUUCCCCCCCGCGCCCGGCGGCCUCUCCUCCAAUGCGGAGCUGGCCGGUCCCGGUCCUGCCCCCUCUCCCGAGGCUGGUCUGCCAGCACCCGAGGAGGCGGGGUCCCCGGGCGCGGGUGAGGGGGGCGGUACCACUACCCACACCCCCCCUCAAACUCCAGCCCCCGCGGAAGCUGCCGUUCCCCACUGA